UGGAUUUCAUUAUAGAUCCAGAACUCACCAUGGUGGAGUUCCUGGUCUGAUGGGGUUGUGAAAAUACUGCUAGUUUUCUAAUGUCCUUGGACAACAGCAUGCUUCCAGAGUAGGUAGGAUUCAGAGCUGGAAUUUUUCCCCUAUUGAAUUAAACUAAUUAUUUCAUAGUUCUGUACUUGCUUCUCAUGAAACGGAGUUAGUUCACUUGCUCUAAAAUGGUUAAGGUAUGCAUAUUUAAAAAGCUAUUGUCUUUGCUCUGCAAAUAACACCAUGAAAGAUUUUUUUGCACUCAAACCUACCACAAGAGGUAGCUGAACUUCAGCAUGGGGCUUGUGUUUGUAUUAAUACACCUACGUUUUGACUCUUCAGUGUUUUAGGCUUAUUCUUUGGAUACAGUUGAAAAGCAAACUUUCUCCAUGUAUAUACAUGAUCUCAAAUACUUCCAUGUGAGUUGAGUUUCUUAUUGUAGAAAAAGAACUAUAAAACAGACUCAAAAGGGCACUUAGACAAGCAGCCUGAGGAGUAGGGAGGGCUGGGGUGUGAGUGAAAAUGGGAGCAUAUGCCUUUCGUUACUGAGUUGGAGCUAUUUUGUCAAGGAUGGACAUUAUAAAGUUAUUUGGUGCCAACCAAGCCGAGCAGCAUAACUAGGGCAGGUGGGCUGAGCUGUUGUAGUUGCAUGGUUUUUUAUUAGGGGGUGAAAAAAGGAAACAGAAGGGUAAAGUAGUUCCUAAGACAGGUACCCUUAAGGCCAUGCUUGCUGGAGUCAAUUGUUCUGCCUGUUACAAGUAUUCCUUGCUGGCUUUAUUUUCACUUCCUUCCCUAAUUUUAGAUGGCUGUCUAAAAUCCAUUUGCCAUCACCAGGAGUAACGUGGGUGCCAGCACAUGGAGGCUGGGCUGUGCACUGUGCGGGAAGGCGGGUCUGGCGCAGGGAAGUGCUUUGCUGCCCUCCCCGAGCAGAGCCCGGAAACACUUCCCUGGGGCUAGAGUUCUUCUGGGUCAAAGCUCUUCAGUUCCUCCUUAAUUCAUUUUGCUUCUCGCAAGGCAUCUGUCCCUGAUGUUGCCUGGCUUUGCUCCCUGGAAAAUGCGGCUAGCUCUUACUUUUUGCUGCUGUGUGCUAGGCAGCAGCCAUGCUCUGCAAGCUUUUGGAAAGGAUGCGAACAUGGUGCAGCUGCCUGGUGGGAAGUUUCAAAUGGGAUCCAGUUCCCUGGAGAAUAAAAAUGGAGAAGGGCCUGUCAGGGAGGUGACUGUGAAGUCAUUUGCUAUUGACAAAUACCCCAUCACAAACAGGGAUUUCAGGGAGUUUGUUAGAGAAAAGAAAUACAAAACAGAAGCAGAAGCAUUUGGCUGGAGCUUUGUCUUUGAGGAUUUCGUAUCUGAAGAGCUGAAAAAAAAAGUCACCCAAAAACUGGAGUCUGCACCUUGGUGGCUGCCUAUAGACAAGGCUUUUUGGCGACAGCCCUCAGGUCCUGGCUCCGGUAUAAAAGACAGGCUCGAUUACCCAGUGUUGCAUGUGAGCUGGAAUGAUGCACAGGCGUUUUGCAAGUGGAAAGGGAAGAGGCUUCCCACCGAGGAGGAGUGGGAAUUUGCUGCUAGGGGAGGCCUAGAGCAAAGAAUAUAUCCCUGGGGAAAUAAGUUUCAGCCAAACCGUACAAACCUGUGGCAGGGCAGUUUCCCGAGGGUUGAUACAGCUGAAGAUGGUUAUCAUGGUGUUUCACCAGUGACAGCGUUCUCUCCUCAAAACAACUAUGGGCUUUAUGAUCUGCUAGGAAACACUUGGGAGUGGACUGCAUCAGAAUACCUAACUCGUGGGCUUUCAUCAAGGCAGCGUGCUCAGAAAAUGCAUGUCUUAAGAGGUGCCUCUUGGAUUGACACUGCAGAUGGAUCUGCGAAUCAUAAAGCUUGUGUUACUACAAGAAUGGGGAACACACCAGAUUCAGCCUCUGAUAACCUCAGUUUCCGCUGUGCUGCUGACAUACAGAAUCACAAAGCUAAGAAAAGUGGGACCAAAACUGAGCUCUGAGUAGGUCACUUGGAAAGACCUGGAGGCAUUUUUUUUCUCCUGUGGAGAUGAACAGUAAUUCCAGCAGUCAAACUUCCAUUAAACUUGCCAGUUUUAAAAAUUGAAAAUAAAUACUUUCAGCUAAAACUCA
Messenger RNA from Dromaius novaehollandiae (emu), 2150 nucleotides. RefSeq names its product sulfatase modifying factor 2 (gene SUMF2). NCBI's taxonomy places the organism in Eukaryota, Metazoa, Chordata, Aves, Casuariiformes, Dromaiidae. Gene Ontology annotation, cellular component: endoplasmic reticulum. The record is from RefSeq and is a predicted model, not a curated record. Bases 1055 to 2020 code for a protein of 321 amino acids. The transcript is spliced from 9 exons.